CGACCGCGAUGCACAUCGUGGUCGGUGGUCAUGCAGGGGAUACAAGGCAACAAUGCAAGAUCUAUGACGCGCCAUGGGAAGACAUUCAAAUCCGAAUUUUGUCGGGCAAUCCGCUCUGCAUCCUUACCAUGACCAAGACGACAGCAGACAGAGAGAAAUGCCCUAUUUGUAAGACGAGACAAAGUACGAUCAGCAUUCGGACGAUCCCUCAACACUGCAUCAAAGCUUGUUCACGUCGUCGACGGGAUUUCAAAGACAUCGACUUGUGGUCUGUAAAGAAUUAUGCAGUGUUCAUUGACGCAUUGGUGCUGAAAUUGUUACAUUUUCUGCAAAACAUCGGGCACGCAACGUUGGAGAUAAGCGACCAUCAUGAUGAUUUCCAGCUGCACAUAGACUCACAAAAGCUUCGAAGUCAAGUAAAGAAUCA
Molecule: messenger RNA, 427 nt
Organism: Guillardia theta CCMP2712
Lineage: Eukaryota; Cryptophyceae; Pyrenomonadales; Geminigeraceae
Exons: 2
Source: RefSeq, a predicted model, not a curated record